This is a messenger RNA of Prunus armeniaca (apricot), 231 nucleotides long. NCBI's taxonomy places the organism in Eukaryota, Viridiplantae, Streptophyta, Magnoliopsida, Rosales, Rosaceae. The record is from the annotation of a GenBank genome assembly.
AUGCAUUUACACACGUUGGGCAUCCUAGGUCAAGAAGGAAUCGCAAGCCUAUUCCUACUAGGAACCCAACUCCAAGAACAGUCAAAGGCUCACUCCAAUUGGGAACCCAAUCUGCAAAAGGAGUCCAAAUCCAAGAAGGAAGCCCAGUUACAGCUGGACAGCCCAACAGAUAAUUCACAUCUCCUACAUGCCACCGCGCGCCAUGCAGAAGCUGGGGGGCAUUUGUGGUAA